GGCAGGCGGAAUAGCCAGAGGAACAGAGAGCCUGAGACAAGCACACACACAGACAACUCCCACAAGGGGCUGAGACAAGCACAAACAUCGACAACUCCCACACUGAGGCUGCGUCUGCACCCUCCAGCAUGAAGGUCUCCGCAGCGCUCCUGUGCCUGUUGCUCACCAUGGCCACCCUCACCACCCAGGUGCUCGCUCAGCCAGGUAAGGUCCCAACCCUCUGCUGCUUCAGCGUGGCCAGCAAGAAGAUCCCAAAUCAGAAACUGCAAAGUUACACAAGACUCACCGACAGCAGAUGUCCCCAGAAAGCUGUGAUUUUCAAGACCAAACUGAACAAGGAGGUCUGUGCUGACCCCAAGAAUAAGUGGGUCCAGGAUGCCAUGAAGUACCUGGACAAAAAAUCCCAAACUCCAAAGCCAUAAAGAUUGACUGUUUUGAGACCAAACCCGAGCCUGAGAAAUGCUUGAUUCAUUCCCCCCACCCCUCCGCCGUCUUCCUAAGAAGCAGCCUGAAAUCAUCGCAUCAUCCUCCCCAAACGAAUGACUUUUAUUUAAUAAUUAACAAAUUAUUGUAUUUAAGUUAUUGAUGUUUUUAAUAUACGUUUAAUUGAUUUCAGAGAGGAAGAGAGAGAUAGAAACAUCAAUGAUGAGAGAGAGCCCUCUGCAUGCCCCACACUGGGGAUCAAGCCCAAAACCUGGGCACGUGCCUUGACCAGGAAUCGAACUGUGACCUCCUGGUUCAUAGGUCAGUGCUCAACCACUGAGCCACGCUGCCAGGCUACUGGUGUUUUUAAACUUCUCUGCUGUGAAUACUGCUUGUUUUUACCAUGUCAGGUCCUUUCUCCUCUGUGAUCCCCAAUUCAAUCCCUUGCAAAGUGCUAGGUUCUUAUUCUCCUCCCUCCCUCUCUGGAAACGUGUAAGGGUCCUGGCAAAGAUAUGAACAUGUUUUGUAUUUUUAAGAAGAGGUGUGACUCAUAUU
Molecule: messenger RNA, 978 nt
Organism: Myotis myotis
Lineage: Eukaryota; Metazoa; Chordata; Mammalia; Chiroptera; Vespertilionidae
Product: eotaxin-like
Exons: 3
Coding region: 129-422 (97 amino acids)
Biological process (GO): cellular response to interleukin-1; chemokine-mediated signaling pathway; inflammatory response
Cellular component (GO): extracellular region
Molecular function (GO): chemokine activity; CCR chemokine receptor binding
Source: RefSeq, a predicted model, not a curated record